GGUCAUUGGGGCGAAGGGCGGCAAGAUUGAGUUCAUGAUCGCCACGUCGGACGUCGCAAUCUGGUAUACCGACAAGGCUCCCGAAUUCAAGGCGACCUUCAACGCACCCAGGAUGCCGAAACAAAAACAGGGUGACGCCUGCUUCAUCCCCGGUCCCGGCGUCGCUCUCGGCAAGGACGGCACGACGCCCAUCGGUGAUCAGUACGAAAAGGUCUACCCGCAGAACCUCGACGGCUUCCGGUACGUGUUCAGCUUCGGGUUGGACGGGUACCAGGAGGGUAGCAAGUUCGCUGCCAAGGGAGUGCUGGCUGAUGGUGAUCAGCUGUAUUUGAGGAAUCUGAAGACAAACGAACGCAUCGAUGUGAAGCUCGACUCCGACUUCGACUACACCCUGGAAGCGCCCCCGAACACGAACUUCGUGCUCUACUUCAUCGGAGCCCCAAAGCCCAACCGCUCGCGCACCUUCAAGCUUUCCUUCACGGCCAAGCAA
Mesorhabditis spiculigera is the source of this 490-nucleotide messenger RNA. NCBI's taxonomy places the organism in Eukaryota, Metazoa, Nematoda, Chromadorea, Rhabditida, Rhabditidae. The record is from the annotation of a GenBank genome assembly.